This is a messenger RNA of Bacillus rossius redtenbacheri, 5763 nucleotides long. RefSeq names its product WD repeat-containing protein 82 (gene Wdr82). Gene Ontology annotation, cellular component: Set1C/COMPASS complex. The transcript has a single exon. Gene Ontology annotation, molecular function: chromatin binding; protein binding. NCBI's taxonomy places the organism in Eukaryota, Metazoa, Arthropoda, Insecta, Phasmatodea, Bacillidae. Bases 344 to 1297 code for a protein of 317 amino acids. The record is from RefSeq and is a predicted model, not a curated record.
CGCGAAGUAGUCUAUGGCGGUGAGUGUAUUGGUGAAAAAUAUAAAAAGUCCAAUGCUAUAUAUUAUUGAAUAUUUGGCAAGCUUCUUUUUUUCUCUGUUUCAAACUUUUCUUUAAGUAACAUGUUUUCAGGAUACAUGAAAAUAAUGUGGAAAUAUUUGUAUUAGUUUAAAGUGUGUUUUGGCCCUGAGCUCCGUGGAAAAAAUACUAGUGUUUUAUGAACACAUUUUGGGAACAAUUACUUGAUAGGCAUUUGUUCUGGACGGUGUACAUCAGCGAACUGUUUUAUUUUAUUGAUAAAUAAAUAUUUAAUAAUAUUGUGCUGCAAGGUUGCUUACGGACAGAAUGAAAAUGAAGUUAAUCGAUCAAGUAAUUCGUACUUUCAAAGUUGCGAAGGUAUUCCGAGAGAAUACCGAUAAAAUAAACAGCAUCGACUUUUCUCCCAGUGGCGACACAUUGAUUUCCUGCAGCGAGGACGACCAGAUAGUUAUUUACGACUGCGAAAAGGGCACCCAAAUAAGGACCGUCAACAGCAAAAAAUACGGUGUGGACCUAAUACACUUCACCCACGCUAAAAACACUGCUAUUCACAGUUCAACCAAAGUGGACGACACGAUACGGUAUCUGUCCCUCCACGACAAUAAGUACAUUCGAUAUUUCCCCGGACACACAAAAAAGGUGGUGUCUCUGUGCAUAUCACCCAUCGAAGACACGUUCCUGUCGGGGUCGCUGGACAAGACGCUGCGACUGUGGGACCUGCGCUCGCCCAACUGCCAGGGCCUCAUGCACCUGACGGGGCGGCCUGUGGCGGCCUACGACCCCGAGGGCCUGAUCUUCGCGGCCGGCGUCAACUCGGACAGCGUGAAGCUGUACGACCUGCGCUCCUUCGACAAGGGCCCCUUCAUCAACUUCAAGCUGAACCAGGAGAAGGAGUGCGACUGGACAGGGCUGAAGUUCAGUCGCGAUGGCAAGACCAUCCUCAUCUCCACAAACGGCUCGAUAAUCCGCCUGAUCGAUGCGUUCCACGGCACCCCGCUGCAGACGUUCACGGGCCACCUCAACAACAAGGGCAUCCCCAUUGAGGCGUCCUUCAGCCCCGACUCGCAGUUCGUGUUCAGCGGCUCGACGGACGGACGUGUGCACGUGUGGAACGCCGACACGGGCUACAAGGUGUGUGCGCUGAGCGCGGACCACCCGGGGCCCGUGCAGUGCGUGCAGUUCAACCCCAAGUACAUGAUGCUGGUGUCUGCGUGCACCAACAUGGCCUUCUGGCUGCCCACCAUGGAGGAGGGCGUGUAGCGCCUCCGCGUCGAGCCCGCUCCACUCUUGCAUUUAUCUCCCUCACCCUUCUCUGUGUCCACUGUUCGCUGUGUUUCAUCCAGGGCGUGUUCGUACAAGUGGACGUGGGCAAAUCGUUUUUUGACUACCAAUAUGUUUGUUGGAUACAAGCUUUUGCAAGCAGAGUGGAUGGUAAAUUUUAUUGGUUAUUUCCUGGAGUAGUGUCUUUUCCUUAAAAAAAAAAAAGAACUGAUCCGGAAAUGGUCAUUUUAAAAAUCGAUUUUGGGUAAUGUUUCUUUACUAUCUCGCAAAACUGAGUUUUCAAAUUCCUAUUAGAUUUGGAGAUAUUCAGUUUUUUUUACUAACCUAACCAAUAUUUCACUAUGGAAACAUUCUUUCUAUUUUCCCAUGGUUGUUUACACAAUAGGUAAUUUACUCAAUUAUAAAUUACUGUCUUCGACAUGGCUGAAACAUACAACAUGACAUAUGUAAUGUUUUUCAUACAAUUAAUUUAUUGGAAAUUCAUAUUGUCAACUUGAAAAGUAUCGUAACAUUAAUUAACAGUAUUUAAUAAUACCAACUUCAUUAUAUUUGAUCUUUUUCAUUAGGAAUGCAUUUUACUCUAGAUAAUUAACAAUUUUUGCACCAUACUGUGAUUUAGUUAUAUUAUGUUUACAUAGCAGUUAUUGUUUAUGUACCUCAGUGUGCUAGGGUUAUUCUCAAUGCAUUGCCAUUCUUCCAUAACAGUUUGCAUGAGAUAGGGUUGGCAUGCAGUCUCUAAUGAUGUAACAGUACAGUGUUGUAUCUGUACUAUGUCAUGCUCGUGUGAUUAUGGUUGGAUCUCAACGAAGCCAGCAUGGUUGCACUAGAGUAGCAGUCACCGGGAGCCUAGAUGUUUGAUUAAAAACUUGAAAAUGUGAUGUUUGAGAACUAAAAAUGACAUUUUUGCCCCAUCAGAGUUUUAAACUUGUACAGCGGUUAGAGUGAUGAUGUUGAGAAAAAUUGUUGGUUAAAAAUCAUAUAAAAUAAGAAAAUAUUAAUGCAAUGUCUAUAAUUUCUAUGAGAAUUUAUUGAAUAAUUUUUGAUAAUUUUUCAUGAAUAUUUACUCAUUUUCAACUCAUAGAACCAUAUAAUUUUUGUCUGAUUUCAAAGGACUCGAGAAAAAGCAAGUUUUCUGUAGUCAGUAAUAUCAAUGUUAUCACUAACCUCCAGGUCACUGCAAGAGAACCAUGCAGCAAUAACCUGCUCUUUGCUAAAAAUUCACAUUACUGGCUAAUGUAACUUACAUAAAAAUUUCCAAGAAAACAAAAAAAUUACCUUUCAGAGACCCGUUGAAUGUUUAGCUUGACUUGUGCAUGCAUGAAUUUUGCUUGGGAAAAAAUAUUCAAAACACUGUGCAAUAACUGACUGUCACUGAUUUAUUAAAUCAUUAUAAAUGCACUAUUACUUACAUUCUCACAACAAACAAAACUACUUUUCUGCAUGAACUCAUCUAACUGACAAAAUAAAAAAAAGAAUGGAAAAUUUGAUGAGCAUUGUCACACACUCCAGUCAUGCUGUGGGAAUGGUGCCUCAUAUAUAUUAUUUAUAAUGUGGAAAUAAAUAGUAUUUGUAAUUUUGCAACAGGCUUUUGUGAGAUAAUCAAUCCGGUGUUCCUUAAUCACUAUUUUCUGAAUAGUUUCAUCUUAUUUAAAUAAUAAUGUUUGUGAGAUUUUGAUUACCUUGAUUGGCACGGAACGGAAAGUGAUAGAAUGUGUUACAAUAGCAGAUGAGGUCACAGAUGGAGCGCGGCGAGAUUAUCUGGACUUUUCCUGCGCCAGCCCCACAAAGCUGAGACACACUGUUCAACUUCUUACCUUGUCUUGACUCGUCACUCAUUCUGAAUAUAUGUAUAGAAGUCUAGCAUUUAUUGGUGUUUAUUAUUGUUUUCCAUUAUAUCAGUGAGUUGAUGAAUCAAAAGGAACCCCAAUCUUGUUAUAUUUCGGUGUCCGCUUAGCUUGAGCGAUCGACAGUGAGGCAAAGUGAAGGUUGGAAUGAGGGGAUCUUGACUUAAUGCGUACAAGUUGAGAUACUUUUUUUUAGAUGCAGUAAAGAAUUAAUUAUGUAUACGUAAGAAUUAUUCUUAAAACACAUAUUUAGCUACCUACCUUAAAAAUUCUCCUUACAGAUGAAACAAGAGAACUCGACCUCAGCAGUUUCCUUGAUGCUUGUCAAUACACGCCCUGUUCUUCCAAGGCACUGCUCUCAGAUGCUCUGGUUCAUGAAACGGUACAAACGAAGGCAUUUCUUUAUAUUUGGUCAGAUCGAGCAGUUUACCCUCCGACGAAACAUGAGCUAGUGCGCGAGUAAAUGUGGAAAAUGAGUAUUUUAAUUGUAAAUAUUGUACAGUUCACACAUGUCCCAAACAGUGAUAGGACAUUGUAGUUAGCUUAGUUUGUUAAUGUGACAUAACUUUGAAAUACACUGAUUUUAUUUGUGGGUGUUGUUUGAACGACUGAUGAGAAGACAGCAUUUUAACUGUAAAAAUGUUUUUUAUGUUUAUAAAGAUACAGAAAUACGUGUGGAUGUAAUUGUCAAAGAUGGUACCAUCUUCACAUCAGCAACUGUUUUCUGAAGCACAUAACAUUAUGUGACUGUGCUGACUUUGUUGUCAUGAAUAUAAUCUCUCACAUUUUCCAGUCUGACAAGUAUCAGCUAGUUUGUUCACUCCGCGUAAUUAUAGUGCGCAAAGUGUUCAGAUCUAUCCUUGCGUUUGUUAGACUGCAGCCAUUACUGAUUGUCGCAUGAACAUCCAGUUUCGGCUGUUGAAAGCAACAAUCUCUCUUGUCUCAACGAUGAACAGUACAUUUCUAAUUUUGGUAAACCUUUUCUGAUAUUAAAGUACUUGACAUGGUAUAAAAAUGUAAAUAACUUGGCGGAGGACUUAAUGCAAGGUUAGGAGAUAAACAAAACAUGCAGAAAUUGUUUCUGCACAAUUGUGUAUAUUUUUAAGAAAACAGUGCCAUUGGUGCUGUCACAUGAUCUAUACGUAGCGAAUAUGCAGGUACGAAACAUCAACUUUGAGAUUCAAAUAUUAAACAGUUUAUUUAUAUCACAGUAGUUUAUUAUCAGAAGUGGUGCCGUACUUGAAAAACAUCAGUAAAAAAAAAAAACACUUGUGUUAGUAAGUGUAGUAAUUUUUUUCUGUCUCACGUUAUUUCCAAUAGGUCCUAAGAUGGUACAUAGGUACUAGUAGCUAUGUUUAUUUUUGUACCAGUGGGGAGGGCAUGCUGGCAGGUGGUAGCUCGUACUCUACGCUAGUGUUUUGUCUCCGGCCAUCAAGUUGGCUUUUACACUCCUUACAUUUGGCCAGCCUGAGCGGUCCUCUCAAGGCUGAUUGCUAGCACACUUUUUAACAAUUACAGAUGCUACAUUAUAAAUAUUUAUACUAGAAUAAAGAAGAAGUAAUAUGCAUGGAAAGAUUAGGAAUUUUGACGAUUAGUUUAAAAGAAUGCAUGAUUGUUUAAACAAAUUUGUCUUUUUUGAAAUUGAUAGCCAGGGGGCUGUUAGAUUAAAGGUAUUUAAUUAGUGUACAUUACAUGUUUGAGGUGAGCAUUUACGUAAUGUUAGUUUUUGUUUUUAGUGCCGGAUGUAAAUGGGCUAGCCAAGGCUAAAUCAUUACUCGUAGUCAUUAUAAUGAAUUUGGACACCUAUCCAUUUUACAACACUGAAAUGUCCAAUUUAUCUCAAAUUGUUGAAAAUAUGUCAUAAAGCUUUGGGCUGCAGCACUUACAUUGAGUGUAAAAUGUAAUAGCAUUAAUCAUGCCAGGUGUAAAAAUUGUGAGAGUUUUUAACAUUUAUUAAUUUAUAGUAUGUUAGGUUACAUGUAAAAUGCAUUAUUUUUGUGUGCUUUUAAGUGCUACAUGUAACAUGGACAUUGUAACAUGACAUGCAAGGUUUGAUCAGAACUGCAGAACGGGUUAAAGGCACCUGCAGUUGUGACCAUUGCUCCGUCGCACUCCGGCUUCUGUCCCGUGGCUCAGUUGUCACAGCUGGUCUAGGGUUGCAGGUGUGAAGUGUAAAUUAUAGCCUGUACAUUUUAUCAUGACAUUUGUAUAACUUACUUUCUCAUUAUAUUUAGUUGUGGCUGUUGGUUUCUUGAUCUCAAGUGAGUGCAAGCGAGUGCCGUGUUCUCGGAGGUGAAGUCGACCGCCGCCUCAUCACGGAGCAGUGCGGCCAACCGUUCGCUAGCCACGACCACUCCUUCUCAGUAUUUUAUUUGUGAUAUGUGAUUGUGUCUGUAGAAUAAGUGUUGUUGGACAGACUGUAAAGCUGUGUAGAGAGGUUUGUAGAUAUAGUUGUUUUUGGUACGCAAACUUAGAUAAUUGUGUCCUCAUGUUGUACAGAGUAAUAAUUAGUAUAAAAUUUUUUACCUGUGUGCAUGUGUUCGUAAUGUUUCUAAACAUAGUGAUUAAAACAAUAAAAUUUUGGCUAGUUGCCAUAACUAA